AUGAGCCAUUACCACGAGGAAAGCCAAAGACAAACUCACGACCACGAGAAUGAUUUCCACGACCACAAGGCCAACCCCGCCACGACCACAAGGCCAACCCCGCCACGACCACAAGGCCAACCCCGCCACGACCACAAGGCCAACCACACCACGACCACAAGGCCAACCCCGCCACGACCACCAGGCCAACCCCGCCACGACCACCAGGCCAACCCCGCCACGACCACAAGGCCAACCCCGCCACGACCACAAGGCCAACCCCGCCACGACCACAAGGCCAACCACACCACGACCACAAGGCCAACCCCGCCACGACCACCAGGCCAACCCCGCCACGACCACAAGGCCAACCACACCACGACCACAAGGCCAACCCCGCCACGACCACCAGGCCAACCCCGCCACGACCACAAGGCCAACCACACCACGACCACAAGGCCAACCACACCACGACCACGAGGCCAACCCCGCCACGACCACGAGGCCAACCCCACCACGACCAUAAGGCCAACCACGCCACGACGACGAGACCAACCCCGCCACGACGACGAGACCAACCCCGCCACGACCACGAGGCCAACCCCGCCACGACGACGAGACCAACCCCGCCACGACGACGAGACCAACCCCGCCACGACGACGAGACCAACCCCGCCACGACGACGAGACCAACCCCGCCACGGCGACGAGACCAACCCCGCCACGACGACGAGACCAACCCCGCCACGACGACGAGACCAACCCCGCCACGACGACGAGACCAACCCCGCCACGAUGACGAGACCAACCCCGCCACGACGACGAGACCAACCCCGCCACGACGACGAGACCAACCCCGCCACGACCACAAGACCAACCCCGCCACGACGACAAGGCCAACCACGCCACGACGACAAGACCAACCACGCCACGACGACAAGACCAACCACGCCACGACCACAAGACCAACUCCGCCACGACCACAAGACCAACCACGCCACGACCACAAGACCAACCACGCCACAACGACAAGACCAACCACGCCACGACCACAAGACCAACCCCGCCACGACCACAAGACCAACCACGCCACGACCACAAGACCAACCCCGCCACGACCACAAGACCAACCCCGCCACGACCACAAGACCAACCACGCCACGACCACAAGACCAACCACGCCACGACGACAAGACCAACCACGCCAACAAUUAUGAGAAAGACCGCCAAUAA
Procambarus clarkii (red swamp crayfish) is the source of this 1212-nucleotide messenger RNA. The record is from RefSeq and is a predicted model, not a curated record. NCBI's taxonomy places the organism in Eukaryota, Metazoa, Arthropoda, Malacostraca, Decapoda, Cambaridae.